CGUAAGUUUACAACCCAAAUUUACUGCCAUCUCUUUGAUAGACAAAAAUUGUUUUUUUAAAGUUUCAGUUACUGGGUGACAAAAGUCAAUAAGAAGGAAUGGACGCACCAAUAACUUCCGAUGAAGUACGUCUUAUAUUCAGUCAAAUUGACAAAAAUCACAAUGGGUUUGUUACACCACGAGAACUGAAGUCAUUUUUCAGAAGACACGAUGCGAAGUUUGACCGGAGAGAGAUCAAAGAAUUUGUCAGCAGGCUCGAUGGUGAUGGAGAUGGUCAAAUCAGUUUGCAAGAAUUAACUCGAGGACUUACUGGGAGAUAUUGAAUAGUACAAAGAACAACUUCCAUUAUAAAAAACCUUAUCACUAAACAUGUACUCAAUCAAACAUUUCUCUAACUUCCUAAAUGCUUUUGAUGUUUUGAUGAUUAUUUUGUCCAACUUACUGAUUUCAAAAUGGCCGAUGAAAUUUUUUUGUGAUACUUAAGUAGAGUUCUAUACAAGA
Messenger RNA from Heterobilharzia americana, 501 nucleotides. The record is from the annotation of a GenBank genome assembly. NCBI's taxonomy places the organism in Eukaryota, Metazoa, Platyhelminthes, Trematoda, Strigeidida, Schistosomatidae.